UCUGAGCAGAGUUAAAGGAGAAAGAGCGAACAGUUCUGAGACUGUGAGUCUCGUAAAGGGCGAGGCUGUUCGCUGCCUUCUCGUUUCGAGGCAUGUGGCGUAUGUGGGCUAGGUGCGCUGCUCUUCUUCCUUGGCAGGUCUCGAGGAGGAACUGCGUCUCGGUCGUCUGGCCAAGGCCCUCUCUCCUCCUCGCUCCUUCUCUCAGCCGAGAGGUUUUAAAAGCCAUGUUCGUCAAGUGUGCCGUGUUUAGUUCCUAUUUUCAUAUUUGGCUCGCGGUGCGGUCUUCGGCACGCACUCAAGACUGGUGACGACGUGCGGCAGUGCUGACAUCGUCCCGCUCCGGAGGAUACCUUUCGAGGACGCGGCAGUUACGGGAUGGUUCGAGCGAGGAGCCGCCGACAGCACGUGGUGCUGUCCUUGCUGAUUCUCGUCUUGAUGGCGGGAAACGUACACGGCUGGGCCACGCUGAAGAAGAUUCUGAUGGCGCGGUUACUUAGCGGGCCUCGGGUGAUUGCCGUUCCUAUUCCCGUACCCACGGGUCACCACCACCCGCCUCCAAGGCCACCACCGCACUAUCACCACCACCACUUGCCACCGCCUCCGCCGCCGCCACCACCGCCGCCCCCACCAAUGCUCCCAGUAGCUGUGCCCAUUCACCAUUACCACUACCCACCGACGAACGUAUGGGACACGCCCAUUCCCAAGUCUCCAGGCGUCACCGAAAUCACCGACCUCUCUCACCUGCACGCCCUGUUCGACACACCCGCCGAUUCACCGGCAAAGUUGACCCAAGAGCACGCGAGUGGUGUCGACGUUGUAGAUUUCAGUGCCGCCGCCGAAGCUCUAGCUUCGGCCAGCGCCGACAAGUCUUCUAAGGCGUCGUCGACGCAGAGUUUGCCGACGUAUUCGGAGCGCGUGGCGACCAAGCGUCCGACUUAUAACCCUUACAGAAGCACGUCCUACUACGCGGCUGAGACUCCCAACAAGUACUACACUUCCUCGGCUUCUUCUCCCUACUCGAGCAAGUCCUACGCGGCCGUCGACUACGAUAGUUACUCCACCAAAGCGCUGUCGAAAUCCACUCGUCCGUCUUACGGACCGAGAUACUUGGAUGAGGCCGACUACCCUGCUUACAUGGCUGCUUUGAGACAAUACAUGAAGGAUCAUCACAUAACGUCCCUGGAGCCCACGUGGAAUCGACAAGCAACGUCUUACUCUCAGACAGAGUCCUCAAAGUGGCCUUCCGUGGAGGCGCCACCUAGUAAAGCAGCCGCCGACUACACCGCGUCGCAAUACAAGGGCUACGGCUGGAUGGCGUACCCGACGCCUUCCUACAACAAAGCCUAUCCUACGCAUUCGUACGACAAAGCGUAUCCAACGCAUUCUUACGACAAGUCGUAUCCUACGCUUUCCAACGACAAAUCAUAUCCUACACAUUCGUAUGACAGAGCCUAUCCUACACAUUCUAACGGCAAAGCGUAUCCUACGCAUUCCUACGACAAAGCAUAUUCGACGCAUUCCUACGGCAAGAAAGAGGAAGACAAAACUAGCGCGACAAAGCAGUACGAAUCCACCGACCCUUUCGACUGGGCCCAGUACGUUGCUUCGGCGUACAAAGCUGCGAGCGAGAAGGCGUCGAGCCAGUCUUCUGCUGCGGCUAGGUACGACACGGUGUCUCAGAGCGCUGACAAUUACGCGGACACUUCGUCGACGACCACAACUGAGUCAUCACCGGGGUCUCCGAAAUACGAAGGUAAUACGAAGCAAGAAAGUCCUUCCACGUUGGCAUCGGUGACUUCGACGACUUCGAAGACUCCAACGGAGCUGCAAGCGUCAGAGCGUCCCGCCACUACAACCUUGUCUUCGGGAAGCCCGAGAUCAAUUAAGAAAACCUAAUGUGUACCCAAAGACUAUGGAAGGAAUGAAUUUAGUAAAGAAUAAUGCUACCGCGAAGCAGCCACGAUGUGUCCAGGUACAGUUCGAAAGAAUUCGCUGUUGGGAAUGUUUUCUUUGAUAGAAAGCUCAGACUGCGUCGAUAGAAGAGUGCGGGGUAGGUUUGUGACUGGCAGGAACUGCAUGCAAUUAGUGACGGGUCAAAUGAUCCGCGCCGACGAAUGCAUGGUUUUAAGGCAGAGGUUGCAAAUAUUGUGACUUUAAAGUCUCAUAGUACGUCUGAAUGAACCAAAGCCGCGAGCGGCAGCUCUCUUGUUAUUUUAUAAGCCAUUAUGUUUUAUUACGCGUAAGUUAUACCCGCAUGUUUUAGCGAUAGAAGUUUCAAGACUGUAUUUUUGUGUACGCUGUUGUUUGUGUCGCAACUGGCUUGACACAGAUUAUUUUUUUCCUUAUGGGUGCUGUCUCCAUUUUCUUUAUUUGAGCAUUUUGUGUGCGGUGCUUUGACACUUGAAUGCAGUAAUUUAGGCUCUCCUGCAGCAAAUCUGUAACAUAAACGCUCCAAAAACAACAACAAAAGACAAACACGGAUUGUGUUGUUAUACAACCACUCAUGCUUUAAAAAAUUUUGCGCGUUCACUUUUGUUUUCUCCAAAAUAGGAAGCGUAAAGCCAAAUUGUAUCAACUUGGGCAUCAGACGCACUUGGGCAAUAGCUGCAUGAACUAUUCGAAAAAAAAGAAGAAAAAAAAAACGUACACUUAGAAUGCUUCCUAGUAUAAGCUCCAAUAUGUUCAUCUUGAAAAUAUGAAGGAUGUUGUCUUCCUGGAAAUGAGCAACAGAAUACCGGCCUAUCCGGCCGCCAUACCAGAAGUCGUUCAAGUCGCUAUGGAAGUUUUUACGUUCGAGUGGCAUAUUAGAUAAACUUUGAUACUUCCAGGCGUUCCCCACACUCUCCAUUUUUUUCGUGCGUUUGAUUUCUCUCCUUGUUAUUCUUUCCUCUCUUAUGUCACCCUUUCUCCCAGUGUAGGGUAGCAAAUCUGAAGCUUCUCUUCCGGUUAACCUCCGUGCCUUUCGCGUCCCAUUUUUCUCUCUUCCUCUUUCAUCUUGGCACUGUCUAACCAUAGUCAUUGUCAUAUGUAGGGGCAUUUCCUAUUCUUACCAGAACUUUUCAUAUCAGUCCAAUCAGCGCAAAACAUAGUGAAGCGUAACAGAACGCAGAAGCAAUACGUGGGAUGGUCGCGUGUUGUGACUAAUCAGGAAGCACAGAAGAAAAGACAAAGGGGGCAGGCCUUCGUCUCUUACUUUUUUGUCUCCCUUACUGUAUUGUCUGUUCUUGUCGUGGAUAUACGAGAGACAAAUAAGAGAUGAAGUUUAGUUGGUAAAGCACAUCUGCUUACCCCCUUCGUGUUUAAUUCUGCGCUUUCAGUUCCAAGCCACACAUCGUUCAGCACAACUUCUUGCGCAAAACCUCGGACGCCAGGUAGCAGCCAUUAGAUGAGUUUAUGCGCGGUGCACAGGCGUACAGUGACCCAUGCCGACGUAUACGUAUGUUUUGUUAGCGCCCCAACAACUUUUUCCACCAGUCUAAGUGCGGUCAUGAAGCGGUAUAGAUGAACGAUCUGUUUAUCUUCACAACGUGUCAUCAUUUUUUUUUUCAUUUUUAUACCAGUUUCGUCUCAAUAAACACUCGUGUG
Molecule: messenger RNA, 3585 nt
Organism: Dermacentor silvarum
Lineage: Eukaryota; Metazoa; Arthropoda; Arachnida; Ixodida; Ixodidae
Exons: 3
Coding region: 376-1896 (506 amino acids)
Source: RefSeq, a predicted model, not a curated record